Messenger RNA from Trichoplusia ni (cabbage looper), 623 nucleotides. Its product is annotated as larval cuticle protein 1-like. Bases 78 to 416 code for a protein of 112 amino acids. The transcript is spliced from 3 exons. The record is from RefSeq and is a predicted model, not a curated record. Gene Ontology annotation, cellular component: chitin-based extracellular matrix. NCBI's taxonomy places the organism in Eukaryota, Metazoa, Arthropoda, Insecta, Lepidoptera, Noctuidae. Gene Ontology annotation, molecular function: structural constituent of chitin-based larval cuticle.
GAGAAAUGUAUAAAAGAUGACUAGACAGCCACAUUUGCAUCAGUCUCUCACAAGAAGCCGAACGAUCCCUAAUAAAAAUGAAAUUCAUCAUCUUAGCCGCCCUCGUGGCCGUCGCCGCCGCCCUCCCCGUCGACGAGAAGCCCGUCGAGACCCUCCGCUCUGUUUCUGACCAGCAGGCCGACGGUGGAUACAACUUCGCUUUCGAGCAGUCCGAUGGAGUCAAGCGCGAGGAGACUGGUGUCGUAAAGGAAGUCCUUAACGAGGACAACGAGCCCCAGAAAGUCGUUGUUGUCCGUGGCUCUUACAGCUACAUCAACACUGAAGGCAAGGAGGAGUUCAUCAACUACACCGCUGACGAGGAAGGCUUCCACCCCGAGGGACCUUCUAUCCCCGUUGCCCCCGUCGCCAGGAGAUAAACACUGAGGCGCAGCCGCUAAUCAACUGUUAUCGAAAACAAGUCGUUUUAAGACGCGACAUAACAUUCUCGUUUCUUGACUCCGAUAAUGUUUAAGCCUACCAUGACUUAGGAGCGGAUGACAAAACAUUAUUUUGUUCUGUUUUUCCUGUUAAGUUUUUGCAAUGUGAUUUAAUGUAAAUAAAGUUAAAUUUAUUACAAAACUGCC